Messenger RNA from Pelagomonas calceolata, 3032 nucleotides. NCBI's taxonomy places the organism in Eukaryota, Pelagophyceae, Pelagomonadales, Pelagomonadaceae. The record is from the annotation of a GenBank genome assembly.
GCCGCCCGCGCGCGGCUUUGCGUCGCCGGCCGCCGCACCGCCGCGGACGGCACCAGGGUACGCGUCGCCGGCCGGCGCGCCGCCACGGACCGCCUCGGGCUAUGCACCGCCGCCUAGCGCCGCACCGCGAUACGCAGCACCGCCCAGCGCCGCACCGCCGCGAGGCUAUCCGUCGCCCGGCGCGGCGCCGCCGAGAACCGCGCAAGGCUACCCGCCGCCCGCCGCACCGCCGCGGACGGCGCCAGGAUACGCGCCAGCACCCGGCGCCGCCCCGCCGCGGGCGCCGGCCUACCCAACACCGGCCGCGAUACCAUCGGGCGCGGGCCCUGCACAACCACGCUACGGCGCGCCGCCGCCGACCCAGCACCGCUACGGGACCGCCGCGCCGAGGCCGCCGCGGCCUCCGAACGUCGGCCCCAUACCGCCCCCACAAAGCGGUUUUCCGGGCUUUUCGAACGGCAUGCCGUCGCCGGGCACGCCGUCACGAAAGUCUCCACGAAUAGACCCGGCGCAGAUGCCCCGUCCGGUUGUAGACGCCGCGCCGCUGCGCGACCCGCCCAAAAGGUUUACGUAUUCGGUGGACCCGGCGACGGCACCGCCGCCCCCGACCUGCAACACGAUCUAUGACCACCCGGCCGACGAUUUCAAUGUCUCACCGCGCUACGUUUCAUGUUCCUCAUCGACGACUUUGGCGAAUCAAGCCCAGCACAAGCGCACGAAGCUACCUUUGUCAUUGUCAGUACGACCAUUAGCGAAACGAAGACCCGAGGAGCAUCCUCUACGGUUAGUGGACUUUGGAAUGAAAGGCCCGCCCAGAUGUGAAAGGUGCGGCGCCUUCGUGUCUGGCUUCGCUACGUUUACGGAGCGGACGUGGAAAUGUCACUUGUGCGGCGAGUGACUCAGAGCAGAAAAUGAACUUGAACGUGACGCGGUCGCCGCGAUGGCGUCUUCAUGAGACCGCGUCGCCUCGACGUCGUCGAUGCAGCCGCCAGAGAGCGCACGCGCCUCACGAGGGAGUCGCGGUCGUGUCGCGACGGCGUCGUUCCCACACAGGCCACACGUCGGACCUGCCGGAGUGGUACCGCUGCGCCGCACCUGGUGGUAAACGGACGGACCGCUUCGAGCGGCCGGAACUUUCCAGCUGUUCGAUGGACUUUCUCGUGCGAGGCGACUACUGCGCGCGGCCGGUGCAAGAGCCCGUCGCCGUGGUGGUGUUGGAUCUGUCGUUCGACGACCAGUGCCUGAAAGAUAUUGUGGGCGACGUGCUCGAUGUUAUUCCUCACUCAAAGCUGUCGAAGCUUGGGUUAGUGACGUUUUUUGGGGACGAGGCGCACGCGUGGAGAAAAAGUAGAGAAGACGGCUCGAACGCGGCCUGUUGCGUCGUGAGGGAAGGCUUUUGUGCUGUGCCUUCUCAUCAAUGGUUAGGUACGCGGGACGUGUUUGCGAAAACUUGCGAAGCGGCUCUCGAGGCCGCGCCCGCGUUACGCAAUGCGGCAUUGUUGUUGCAAGGCGUCCACGGUUGUAGGACCGCGCUGGAGUGUGCGUUGGAUGGUUUGCGAGAGACGGGUGGGCGAGUCUUCCUCGUUUCUAGAAGUGCCCCGAAAGGUCUGGAUCCCACGACCUCGCUACUAUGCAACUCCGUGCAUGUGAGUGUCGACGCCUUCUGGCUGGAUUCAGAAGGGAGGGAUCAGCCUCGGUUCGCGCGGGAGCUGGGCGAAUUGUGCCGCGCGACGGGCGGUGUGUUGCAUUACUCCGAUUGUGUCGACCUCGAUCAAUUCCGACGCGACUUUGCUCAAUGUACGGACGGCUACUUCCCUUCAACAGACGAAGUAGAGACGGGCGUGGCCGUCGUCGACGGCGCGGAGGGCUGCCACACGGCCCAUGAGGCCACGCUGAAGAUAAGGUGUUCGACCGGUUUACGAGUGCAACAGAUCUACGGCGCCGGCUGCUCGUUAUCCAAAGAUGAAUUAAACAUUUCCUCCGUGAGGGCCGCGACGACGUUUUGUGUCGAUCUUGAGAGAUUUGUCAAUUUUGAAGCUGGGAAACGGAUAUAUGUCCAGUGCGCUUUGCUCUAUUCGGACCCAGCGACGAAAAGACGGUUAGUCCGGGUGCACAACGUUUGUAUCAGAGUCGUAGCGAAGCCGUCGGAGCAUUACAAGACGGUUUGCGUCGAGACGGCGUUCUCUUCAUUAGUACGGAGCGCUCUGGUGGCGUCUGGUUUGACUAGAGCUCUGUACAUUCAUGACGAGCUCGCCGAUCCGGGCAGGAUGCAGAUCUCCGGCGACGCGCUGAAGAAGGCGAGAGAUACCUUGCAGACUACUUGUGUGGAGGCGUUGUACGAGUAUCGGGUGGCCUGUGCCGCUCGAAGCCCUCCUGGCCAGCUCAUUCUUCCCGAGUCGAUCAAGCUGCUGCCGUUGCUGGUCCUGGGUGCCUUUAAAGGAUCACUGUUACGAUCGGCGUCCCCCCAAGCGCCCGGCGCCGACGCCUGUGAACGGGCGGCGACGCUCGAGCUAGCCAUGGCUUCACAUCCCGCGUGGCUCUGCCGCUGUGCGCUCGUGCGGGGCUACCUCUUUCCUCGCGACGUCGGGAGUCUGAAUCCGAUUCCGGCGUCGGCGUCGGCGUGUGCGCCGUUAUCUCUACUGGACUGCGCGUCGCACUUGUAUGUUCAUAUUGCCGGCGGCGCGGCGCCCGACGCGCGGACAGCGCUUAGGCUAUCAUGCGGCGCGGCGACGACUGGCGAUCGCAUGGAGAGAAUAGACGCGGGGUUGAACGCUUUACGAGAGCAGAUGGCGCGCGACGCGCCGCGGCCGCCGCCCCUGCUGUUGCUGGACGAGCCAUCGUUAAAUGGGCGCGCCUCGCUCGACGCGGAGACGCGGCGCCAGCGAAGGCGCCUCGCGGCGCGGGCCGAUCUACUCAUCGAGGACGCGUCGGCGCACGGGCCGCCCUAUGUCGAUUUUCUGUGCGGGAUUCAUCGGUCGAUCCAGCAGCGCAUCGCGGCGGACCGGGCGCGGUGAUAAUUUAUGAAUCUUUAA